Cucurbita pepo subsp. pepo (vegetable marrow) is the source of this 1247-nucleotide messenger RNA. Its product is annotated as pantoate--beta-alanine ligase. Gene Ontology annotation, cellular component: cytosol. Gene Ontology annotation, molecular function: pantoate-beta-alanine ligase activity. The record is from RefSeq and is a predicted model, not a curated record. NCBI's taxonomy places the organism in Eukaryota, Viridiplantae, Streptophyta, Magnoliopsida, Cucurbitales, Cucurbitaceae. Gene Ontology annotation, biological process: pantothenate biosynthetic process.
ACCGCUUGAAGCAUACGUGGCCUCGGCGUCAUGGAUUCGGAUAUCGAUUUGGAUCUCCCUCCAAAUUCGAUCACACAGAAAACCUUGAUUUUGAUCGACCAGUUCGAAUCACUCUGAAAUUGCGUUCCAAUCUAUUAUGGCGGGGAAGGAGAAGCCGAUGAUAAUUACAGACAAGAACCCGAUGAGGACAUGGACGAGGAGCAUGAGAUCCCAAGGCAAAACCAUUGCCUUCGUUCCCACCAUGGGAUUUCUUCACGACGGCCAUCUCUCUCUAGUCCAAGAAGCUCACAAGCACGCUCAACUCGUCGUGGUCUCAAUCUACGUAAACCCUGCCCAAUUUGCCCCUUCCGAGGACUUGUCCACCUAUCCUUCAGAUUUCGACGGCGACAUUCGGAAGCUCAUGGCGGUUCCUGGAGGAAUCGAUGUUGUUUUCCAUCCUCACAAUCUCUACGACUAUGGAGUCGAAUCGGAUUUGGAUCGUGGCGCAAAUGGCGGCGGUUCUGGUGGAAGGGCGACGGAUUCUUGCCUGGAGGAGUCUGGUUCAGAGCAUGAGACAUGGGUGAGGGUCGAGCGAUUGGAGAAGGGGAUGUGUGGGAGAAGUAGACCUGUUGUCUUUAGAGGAGUUGCGACCAUUGUUACCAAGUUGUUUAAUAUUGUGGAGCCUGAUGUUGCAGUGUUUGGAAAGAAGGAUUAUCAGCAAUGGCGGGUUAUCCGCCGGAUGGUUCGAGAUCUUGACUUUUCUAUAAACAUCGUUGGGUCGGAAAUCAUGCGCGACGCCGAUGGUCUUGCAAUGAGUUCUCGCAAUGUGAGGCUCACACCUGAAGAAAGACAAAAGGCAUUGUCUAUAAACAGGUCGUUGUCAAAAGCAAAAUCUGCAGCAGAAAGAGGUGAACUUAAUUGCAAGAGAUUAAAGAACUUGGUUGUGGAAGAAAUAGAAGAAGCAGGUGGGCGACUUGAUUAUGCUGAGAUUGUGGAACAAGAGAGUUUGGAGGUGGUGGAGGAGAUAAAGAGUCCAGUUGUGAUGUUGGUUGCUGCCUGGUUUGGCAAAGUCAGGCUCAUAGACAACAUGGAAAUAAGCAUUUGAAGAUGUAAUGCUCAUAUGUGUUUAAGCUUAUCUUAGGAGGAGUUGGCUUCUGAAUUAUGGCAAAGUUUUUAGAUGCAUAGAUUACAUUCUAUUAUAUUCAAGAAACUUUUAUUUUAAAGUUAAUUUGAUUAGGAAUUAAUAUAUUUGUGUGUGACAUAGUAAA